Molecule: messenger RNA, 1605 nt
Organism: Aureobasidium namibiae CBS 147.97
Lineage: Eukaryota; Fungi; Ascomycota; Dothideomycetes; Dothideales; Saccotheciaceae
Product: amino acid transporter
Exons: 5
Coding region: 1-1605 (534 amino acids)
Biological process (GO): transmembrane transport
Cellular component (GO): membrane
Molecular function (GO): transmembrane transporter activity
Source: RefSeq, a predicted model, not a curated record
AUGCAUCAGGAUCCAUCGAGCCAGGAAUAUGCAGACGAGGUCGCUCGUCUACGUGCGAGCGAGUCUGACUCCGAUGCUGAACUUUUGGAAAAUCUAGGCUACAAGCCUGUCUUGCAUCGUUCAUACACGCUGUUUCACAACUUCUCGACGACUUUUGCGGCGCUGUACUUUGUCGGUGGUGUUCGUGUGACCUUCUCGACUGGAAUCAGUGCAGGCGGCAAUCUUGCGUACUGGACGUCCUAUAUCGUAACCUGCGUCUUUACGUUCAUCACCGCGGCAGUCAUCGCCGAAAUAUGCUCAUCUCUACCUCUUGCUGGGUCGAUCUACCUCUGGGCUGCAGAGGCAGGAGGACCUAGAUUCGGCCGCUUCUUCGGCUUCAUCGUCGCAUGGUGGAGUACCACCGCCUGGACUACCUUCUGUGCUUCGAACACACAGGGCGCCGUCAAUUAUCUCUUGGCUGAAAUCGUAGUGUUCAAUGUUGACUACCCAUCAGACUCGGAUCACAUCAAGUACCGCGCAGUUCAAUGGGCGGUCACCGAAUUCAUGCUGGCAGUGGCUUGCAUUGUAAAUCUGCUUCCUCCCAAAUACUUCCGCUGGAUCUUCUACGCAUCUUCUGGUAUGGUAUUGCUGGACUUCGUGCUCAACAUGAUCUGGCUGCCCAUCGGAGUGGCUCAAACUUAUGGUUUCCGUACUGCUCGUGAAGCCUUCAUGACCACGUACAAUGGUACUGGAGCACCUGCUGGCUGGAACUGGUGUUUGUCUUACUUGGCUACUGCUGGUAUCUUGAUCGGGUUCGAUGCUAGUGGUCACGUGGCCGAGGAAACAAAGAACGCUAGUGUCACUGCUGCCAGGGGUAUCUUCUGGAGUACCGUAGUCAGUGGCAUUGGUGGUUUCGUCAUCGUUAUCCUGUUCCUUUUCUGCGUGCCUGAUGCAGAUACCUUCUUCCAGUUUGGUUCUGAGCAGCCAUUUGUACCUCUCUAUGCCGUGGUUCUCGGUCAGGGCGGGCAUGUGGUCAUGAACAUCGUCUGCAUUGUAGCUCUUUGGUUCAAUACUGCGAUCGCUGUCCUCGCUGCAUCAAGACUGGUAUUCGCUGUCGCAAGAGAUGGCGUUCUUCCUUUCUCCGGUUGGGUCUCCCAAGUCUCGAAUGGCCAGCCCAAGAACGCCGUCAUUGUCGUCUGGGUCGUUUCAGCCAUCAUCAGCUGCACGAUCCUUCCGUCUAGUACUGCAUUCACCAGCCUGGUUUCAGCCGCUGGGGUUCCUUCCGCUGCAGCAUACGGUCUGAUUUGUCUCUCGAGACUUGUUCUUACGCCCAAGACGUUUCCCAAACCCAGGUGGAGUCUCGGAAAGCUUAGCAAGCCAUUCCAAUUCAUCGCUAUCUUCUGGAAUGGCUGGGUUGUUGCUGUUCUGUUCUCACCGUAUGCUUUCCCCGUCACUGCUGGCAACUUGAAUUAUGCUCCAGUGAUUAUGGGAAUUGUCACGCUAUUCGCCAUUGUGUCGUACUUUAUCAUUCCUGCAGAAAGAUGGCUGCCGUCUCACAGGAUCCAGCAAACGCUUGAGGCAGAGGGACCCAAGUCUCUUCGUGUUGAAACCAUUGCUCAUGACUAG